Rotaria sordida is the source of this 3711-nucleotide messenger RNA. Lineage: Eukaryota; Metazoa; Rotifera; Eurotatoria; Philodinida; Philodinidae. The record is from the annotation of a GenBank genome assembly.
AUGGCAACAACAACAACAACAACUCGUGCAAUAUUUCCUAUGAUAUUUGGUCGCCGUUAUGCAGAUAAAUUAACUGAUGGAGCAUCAACACCUCUUAAACUUGUUCGUUUACAAAUUGAACAAAAAGUUAACGGAGAUUUUCCAUUUAUUCAUCAAAUAGCUACCACAAUGACAUUUAAAAAUACACAUAAUAUUAUUCUUGAAGGUGCUUUCGAAUUUACAUUACCAGAAAAAGCGACUAUUUGUGGCUAUGGUCUUGAUGUUGAUGGUGUUAUUGUCGAUGGAGUAGUUGUUGAAAAACAAGCUGCUCGUAUAAUAUUUGAAAAAGAAGUACGAAAAAGAAUUGAUCCCGGUUUUGUUGAAUUAGUUACAGGUAAUGUAUUUCGUACACGUGUAUAUCCAAUUGAACCACAAAAAACACGUACUGUUCGAGUUAUAUAUCAAGAUCAAUCUAUAGCUGAUAAUAAUACAAAUGGUUUUCUAUAUCAAAUACCAAUUCAAUUUCAAACUCAACUUGAAAGUUUAGAUGUUGUUCUUACAUGUUUUGGUCAAGCAAUAACAAAACCAAAUUUUUUAAUAGUUUCUAAUCAAUCAAUAAAUAAUUAUCCACAAUUUAUUGAUAAUGGAAAUGGACAAUAUACUGCUGAAUGGCAUUUAACUAAUGUUGAACCAUCUGUUAAUAGUGAACAAACACUUUCAUAUAUAUUAUCUAAUUGUCUUAAACCAGUUAUAAGUGCUAUUGAAAAAGAUUCAAAUGUUGGUGCAUAUUUUGCUAUUAGUUGUGCUUUACCAAUACCGAAUCAACAACGAAUUGAUCAACUUGAUAUUCUAUCAAAAAAAAUUUGUAUUCUAUGGGACGCAAGUUUAAGUCGUUCAAAUUCAAAAGAAAAUCGAAUAUUAGAAUUAAAUACAUUAAAAAAAUUUUUUGAUAUAUGGUUAAAACGUUAUAAUCAAAUUGAAAUAAUUCUUAUUAUAUUUCGAAAUGAUAUGGAUGAAAAAAUAUUAUUUCAACUUCAAACAAAUAAUUGGAAUAAAUUUCUAGAAAUUUUUCAAGAUUUACCAUAUGAUGGUGCAACAAAUUUAUCACAAUUAUCAUCAAUUAAUUUAAUGCAAUCAAUUAAUUAUUAUUUUCUUUUUAGUGAUUGUAUAUCAACAAUAAAUAAUGAUUCAAGUAUAGAAAAUUUAUAUUCAAAUUUUAAAGCACCUAUAUGGAUAUUUAAUGGUAAUUAUCUUCAUGAACCGUAUGAUAUUGAUUUUAUUCGUUAUUUAACUCAAUAUAAUGAAUAUGGUGGAGGGUAUUUAAAUCGUGAAAAAUUAGAAUUAAAUUCAAAUGAUUUAAUAAAUAUUAUUGAAACUAUUCAAAUUAAAUAUAUGAAAAUUCAUUCAAGUUCAAGUGUAAAACAAAUAUAUCCAAGUAAUUCAAUAACAAUUCCAUUAAAUUUAGAUCGAUUUCUCUUGGUGGGACAAAUUCCAAUUCCAUUACCAAAUUCAAUUCAAUUUGAAAUUGAAUUUUCAAUGAAUAAUCAAAUUUCACGUUUAUCAAUUUCACUUGAUAUGUCAUUUAAUGAACGAAAUUCUUUUGGUUUAAUUCGUCGUUUAUGGGCACAACAAAAAUUAAAUGAAUUAAAUGCAUUUAAAGAUAAAUAUAAAUCUGACAUAUUAUCACUUGGAUUAGAAUAUUCAUUAGUUAGUCAAUUUACAUCAUUAUUAGUACUUGAAACACUUCAACAACAUCUUCAAUAUCAUGUAUGUCCAGCUAAAUCACGUACGUUACUUUAUAAUCAAUAUAUGCAAUAUCAAACAAUAGAAAAUAAUAAAAAACCAAAUAAUAUAUCUGAAUUAAUACAAAAAUGGAAUCAAACAUGUCAAUGGUACGAUCACGUUAUUACUGAUAUUGAUCGUCAUCGAGCAUAUUUACCAAAAGUACCACAACCAAGUUCUUUUCCACCACCACCUUCACGUUUCGGCUUUACCACAACUGGUCAUACAUCUGCUUUUGGAGGUGUACCAACGAUUCCUACCGCUGCUUUUGGAAGUGCUUCAACCGCUGCUCCCAUUCCUUUUGGGACUACUUCAAUGACUACUCAAACCACAACGCAGUAUUUUCCACCGAGUAGUACUACAACUCCUAUUUUCGGCGGAAUAGCUCCUACAUCAAGUUCUAAUUCAUCAUCUUUCACAGGAUUUAGUUUUUCUACACCAUCAACACAAGCAAAUACUGCAAUAAAUGUGUCAAACGAAUCAUCGUUGUCGAAAACAGAAGAAACAUCAACAAUUGUUCUUAAUGAACACAAUCCUCAAUCAUCAUAUAUAACACGAAUAUCUUCUUCACAUAAUAGAACAAGUGCAUAUUUAAUUUAUCUUAAUGAACGAAUAUUAAAUCGUCAAUCACCUUCAUUUUAUUUUGAUGUUGCAUCAUAUUUUUUUUCACCAGCAGCAUUUUCAUCUAUAUUAGAUAAAUUUAAUCAACAACAAGAAAAUAUUCAAAUAGCAGAUAAGAAAUCAAUUGAAUAUGGUCUACGUAUAUUAACAAAUAUUUUAGAAUUAGAAUUAGAAGCACCACAAUUAUAUCGAACUGUUGCAUAUAAAUUAAUGGAAUUAAAACAAUGGAAUCUUGCCUUAAGUGUUUUUCAAAAAAUUUAUUCUUUACGUUCUGAUGAACCACAAUCAUUACGUGAUUUAGCUAUUGUUCUUAUUGAACUUGGUCAAUAUGAUCAAGCAUUACAAUAUUUCAAACAAAUUCUCAAUGAAAUAUGGGAUGCAAGAUUUACAACAAUUCAAACAAUUGUUUUACUUGAUUUAAAUCGACUUUUAGUUUUAAUGAAUAAAAACGUACCUGAAAUUGAUAGUCGUCUGAGACGUCAUUUACCUGUUGAUAUUCGAAUUGUUAUUCAAUGGGAUACAGCUGAUACAUUAAUCAAACUUUCAAUUAAAGAACCAACUGGUCAAAUAUGUGAUGGUUAUAGUUCAUAUCGAACAGAUAUUGGUGGAUAUAUAACAAAUCUAGGUUUUCGAUCUGAUCAACCAAUUGAAUAUUUACUUCGUAAAGCUGUUAAUGGAAUAUAUUCAAUUAGUUUAACAUAUAUCACUAAUGCUCAACAUACACUCACAGGUGUUACAACAGUUUUAGUUUAUAUUUAUAAAUAUUUUGGUUCAAUAAAUGAAGAAAAACAAAUUCAAACAGUACGAUUAACUAAUUUAAAUCAAACAAUUGAUAUAGGUCAUAUUGAAUUUGGUGAUUCUAAUUUAGAAAAACUUAAAGAUGAAUUACAAAAAAGUAAAGAUGAAUGUCAUCGUCUUCAAAAUCAAUUAAUUAAUAGUAAACAAUCAAUACAAUCUAAUAUGCAACAUAUAAAUAUAACAUGUGAUGGAUGUUCUAUGUCACCAAUAGUUGGUGAUAGAUAUAAAUGUAUAUUUUGUCCAAAUGUAGAUUUUUGUCAAAAUUGUCAAUCAUCUACAAAUCAUCAACAUGAUUUAAAACAUCCAUUAAUAUGUAUUCGUGAUUCAAGUUUAUAUGCAUCAUCAAUUUAUCUUCAGAAUAUAAGCGAACUGAUUCAUUUGAAUAUUCGAUGUGCAUCAUGUUUUGUAUCACCUAUCGUCGGUGUACGUUAUCAAUGCAUGACAUGUAAAAUUAAUUUAUGUGAAAAAUGUGAAUUUCUUGGUUUACAUGAUAUUUUACAUGAACGAUUAAAAAUUAUUCGUCCUCAAUAA